This is a messenger RNA of Sorex fumeus (smoky shrew), 1323 nucleotides long. It is a transcript of the gene SNX31, whose product is annotated as sorting nexin 31. Gene Ontology annotation, molecular function: phosphatidylinositol binding. The coding region runs from base 1 to 1323 and encodes 440 amino acids. The transcript has 14 exons. Gene Ontology annotation, cellular component: early endosome. NCBI's taxonomy places the organism in Eukaryota, Metazoa, Chordata, Mammalia, Eulipotyphla, Soricidae. The record is from RefSeq and is a predicted model, not a curated record. Gene Ontology annotation, biological process: intracellular protein transport.
AUGAAACUGCACUUCUGCAUCCCCGCGACCCAGCAGCGGCCCGACGCGCUGGGGGGCCGCUACGUGCUCUACUCGGUGCACCUGGACGGCUCCCUCCUGUGCCGGGUGCGCUACAGCCAGCUGCACCGCUGGGACCAACAGCUGAGAAGGGUCUUUGGAAACUGCCUGCCCCGCUUCCCACCCAAGCACUAUCUUGCGAUGACCCCGUCGAUGGCCGAAGAGAGGCGGGACCAGUUGGAACAAUAUUUGCAAAAUGUGGCUGUGGAUCCUGGCAUGCUGAGAAGCGACGUCUUUGUGGACUUCUGGAAGCUGGCACAGCUGGACACAUUUUGCAUCAGUCCUGAGGAGGCCUCUCUGGAUGUGUUUCUGCCCAGUGGAAGGAGCGUGCAGGUGACGGUUCUCACCUCGGACACGACUGAGACAGUCCUGGAGGUGCUGUCGCGCCGGCUGGGGCUGUGUGCUGAGCUCCGGGACUACUUUGGCCUGUUCCUCAUUGGCUUCCAGCAGGAGACUGAGCCUUCUAUCCUGAAGAAACUGGCUGUCUUUGAACUCCCUUUUGUUAGUCUUCGAUAUGCUGAAGUGGGAAGCUGCAGAGUGGAACUCAGGAAGUGGUACCUGGACCCUGCCCUGGACGCCAGGCUGAUAGACUGCGGUGCUGCCCUGAGUUUGCUCUACACACAGGCCCUGCAGGACAUGGAAAGGGAGUGGGCCAAGCCCACUGCAGCCCAGAGGCAGGAGCUGGAGGCUUUCCAGAAAGAGGACAACCAACCCAAGUUCCUGGAGCUGGCCCAGGGGGUCCAGCACUACGGGCACCUGCAGCUGGACCCCUGCACCUGCGACUUCCCGGAGCCAGGCUGCGCGGCUAAGCUGGCAGUGGGUGGUGGUGCCAUCCACUGCCGGGUCUCCCUGCCUGACGGCCAGACGCGGGACGUCAGCUUCGAGAUGAGCAGCCUGAGGUGUUGGCAAGUCGCCUUCCAGGGGAUACUGCUGGCUACCGACGGGCCUCCGCGAGCUGUCCAGUACCCGGAGCUCCGGCUGCUGUACAAGGAGGCGGGCUGCUGGCGGUGGUUUGUUAUCUACACCAGACAGGCUUUCUUGCUGAGUAACUGCCUGCAGAAGAUGGUCUCGGAAAAGGCAGCGAAGCUGGCUGCAGAGGAUUCAGAAAUGCAGAUUGAAGACCCAGGACGAGGCAAAGGUCAAAAGUGCUGCAUUCUCCCAAGUCCAAACUGGAAAAAUUACUCUACUUCUCGAUCAAGGAAAAGCAAGGUUCUCACAGCUUCUGCCAACUGUGUUUGGGGGACCAUAAUGGAGGAAGACCUUUGA